ACUUCAUCGAAUUCGGAUUCCGUCGUUUGCUACUCCCUGAGUGCUAAACUGGGCUGGGCUGGGCUCUGCGGCGGCUGACUGGCGUUUUGAGCUCUGAUCUACCGCUUCCCUUUGAAAUCUACCCCCUCCUUUUUUUUUUUUUAAACCAGGUAUGAUGAUGUCAAACGUGAUGCUGAUGCUACAGUUACAGACACGGCCCCUGCUGGCGCAGCCUCUCUGAUUCUCUCUCGCUCUCCGCGGCCGGCGCUCGGCUUUUUCAGACAAGUGCAUCUCCUAACCAGGUCACAUUCAGCCAAGACCCACUACCCGUCUGUCACCGGAGUCAGACCGCUGGAGGAGGACCGAGGAAGACGUUCGCGUUUGCUUCGCGUGCCGCGGGGUGGGAGGAAGAACCUUAAAAUACUGCAGGAAUCGAGUCCCCAGGUCGAACCCAGACCACGAUGCGCACCCCGGGCUGCGGGCGACUGGCGCUGCCGCUGCUGCUCCUCGCCACGGCCGCCCUGGCCGAAGGCGACGCCAAAGGGCUCAAGGAGGGCGAGACCCCCGGCAAUUUCAUGGAGGACGAGCAAUGGCUGUCGUCCAUCUCUCAGUACAGCGGCAAGAUCAAGCACUGGAACCGCUUCCGAGACGAGGUGGAGGAUGACUACAUCAAGAGCUGGGAGGACAAUCAGCAAGGAGAUGAAGCCCUGGACACAACCAAGGACCCCUGUCAGAAGGUGAAGUGCAGCCAUCACAAGGUGUGCAUUGCCCAGGGCUACCAGCGGGCCAUGUGCAUCAGCCGCAAGAAGCUGGAGCACAGGAUCAAGCAGCCUGCCCUGAAACUCCAUGGAAACAAAGACUCCAUCUGCAAGCCCUGCCACAUGGCCCAGCUUGCCUCUGUCUGCGGCUCGGAUGGCCACACUUACAGCUCGGUGUGCAAGCUGGAGCAGCAGGCGUGUCUGAGCAGCAAGCAGCUGACUGUGAGGUGCCAGGGCCCCUGCCCCUGCCCCACGGAGCAGGCUGCCACCUCCACCACGGAUGGCAAAACAGAGACCUGCACAGGUCAGGACCUGGCUGACCUGGGGGAUCGGCUCCGGGACUGGUUCCAGCUCCUUCAUGAGAACUCCAAGCAGAACGGCUCAGCCGGCAGCGGAGCCAGCUCGGCCAGUGGCCUAGACAAGAGCCUGGGGGCCAGCUGCAAGGACUCCAUUGGCUGGAUGUUCUCCAAGUUGGACACCAGCGCUGACCUCUUCCUGGACCAGACAGAGCUGGCUGCCAUCAACCUGGACAAGUACGAGGUCUGCAUCCGCCCCUUCUUCAAUUCCUGUGACACCUACAAGGAUGGCCGUGUCUCCACUGCCGAGUGGUGCUUCUGCUUCUGGAGGGAGAAGCCCCCCUGCCUGGCAGAGCUGGAGCGCAUCCAAAUCCAGGAGGCUGCCAAGAAGAAGCCAGGAGUCUUUAUCCCAAGCUGUGAUGAGGACGGCUACUACCGCAAGAUGCAGUGUGACCAGAGCAGUGGUGAUUGCUGGUGUGUGGACCAGUUGGGCCUAGAGCUGACAGGCACCCGCACCCACGGGAGCCCCGACUGUGAUGACAUCGUGGGCUUCUCUGGGGACUUUGGGAGCGGCGUUGGCUGGGAGGAUGAGGAGGAGAAGGAGACAGAGGAAGCAGGCGAGGAGGCUGAGGAGGAGGAGGGCGAGGCGGGCGAAGCGGACGACGGAGGCUACAUCUGGUAGAUGGCUGAGGGGAGCCGUGGCAGGCCAGGGUGCUGACGGCCGGGGGAGACGGGCCAGCAGAGACCUGGAUGGAAGCAGGCAGCUUAGCCAAUGGAUCCAGAAUGUACAGUUGGAAGGACCCUGGCUUCGAUGGGAGGACUGGGCGUGUGAGUGUGCAUGACAGUGUGUGGCAUGUUUAGCUGGGAUGUGAGACCACACGCUUGUGUCUCAUGUGUGUGCGUGUCUGUGUGUGUGCGCGUGUGUGUCCUUGGUCCACACUGCUCCAGGCAGAGUGAGUCACCCAAAGUCCCCUUCAGCCUCCCUGUAGCAGUUUUCUUUCCAUUUGAUGUUGGUUUGAAAAAUAAUACAGUCACACACACACUGCUAGGUCAAAUGAAGCAAUGAGAUGUCCCCGGGCCCCACUGAGCCCCACCCUGAGGUCCUUGUCUGGUUUGCUGUUCUCUGUUCAUCCAGUCCUGCCUUCUCCUGCCCCCUUCCAGUGUCAAACUCUGGCCUGUGGGUGUGUCCUAUUGUAGAGGGGAGGGAGGGCGUUGAGCUCUCUGCUGGCUGGGGGUUCUCCUGAAGCUGGGCCAGCUUGGCUGUGCCCCUCUUCUCGAGGCUCAGAUGAGUUGCGCUGAGCGUUCUCCACAUCAAGCCCUUUCCCUUUGUUGGACCCUGCCCCCCCCCCCAGCACUAGAGAAACUCCCACCCUAACUAAUGUGACCAGAGGCAGUCAGGAAGGAGCUGGGGGCAGAGACAGAGUGGGUGGUGGGGAGAUCUUGUUGAUGUUGCCCAGGAUGGAGAGGGAUGUGGGGAGAAGAGAGAAGGGGCCGGCUCAGCAGGUAGACUAUGGCUGCAGAUCCAGGGAAGAGCUUUUAGGAGCAGAGAUGGGCAGCCAGACCCAGGACAGCAAGUCCCUUUUUGUGAAGCUCAGGCGGGGGUCUGGUGGGCGCUGUCCAGUGGAGACAGUGGUGACACAGGUGAGUUCUGCCUGACCCCAUGGGGUGUGGCACCUGCCCCCAGCCCCAUUACUGGGAUCCCCUUGUCCAUUUUGGGAGUCUGAGCAGAAAAUGAGCAGAAAUGGGUCUUGGCCAGAAGAGUGUGUGUGGGGCUCUUCCCAUCUGCCCCCCUAACCAAAUGCUUCCCUCCCACCCCGGAGGGAUUACUCCUGAGCCCUGUUGAAGGAGGAAAGCUGUACCCUUCCUGCUCUGAGAUGUUGACCUUUUUCUGUCUUUCUCAAGGGAGAGGCUUCAUGGCCAUUCCCAGCUCCACCAGCUCCCACUUCUGGGGGUCGACUCUGUCCCUCUGAGCGCCCCUAGGCUGCUCUCCUGGAGGGGUUUCUGAAAAGCCUAAGUGGAUGGGACUGGAAUGUUUGCUGUUCCCCCAAAUCACUUCCUUACUAGAUAGGGGCAGGAGGAUGAGAAGCUGCCCCAUUCUGUCCCCAUUCUGUCUAGUCCUCCCUGUUGAAGCAAAUUCUUUAAUACCUUUGAUGAGGAAUUUCUUACCUGGACCUGGGCUUCUGAUGCCUGUCAGUGCACGGUGAGUAGAGUGUGUGUGUGUGUGUGUGUGUGUGUGCAGUGCAUGUGUGCUUGUGUGUGAGCCUAGGGGCCAUCCCUGAGGGCCUGGGGUGCAAGUACAGACGCUGUGUACUGGGCGGGCUGCCGGGUAAGGGAUUUACGUGGUGCGGUUCCCUGGGCAAGGCUCCCGUCUGGCUCACCCCGGCUUCUGCGGCACCGCUGUGUUACUGAACUCUGGAAAGACCUCACCUUGUCCGCCCCUUUGCUCAGCCCCAGAAUCAACAUCUUCCAAGCCCUCUCUUGGGGAAAAUAAUGAAACUGCAGUUAGCCCCAUACACCGCUUCUCAUUCCACAGCACAGUUGAUUGUUAAGGUGUCUCGCGCUGUUUCAGACCCCCAUGUCCUGUCUCCCCCAUCCCCCAUGCCCUGCCCUCCCCUCCCUUCUUUUGGUCCCCGGCUCAGUUCAGGGAAACGCCCUCUGUUUUCAGAGCAGUGCGCCUCCCAUUCAGAGCUACUUGAAACGUCCUGCUCUCACUAAGAUUGGAGUCUGUCUCUUCCCUUUGUCCCAGUUCUGACUUCUGGAAUUGUCUUCCGGGGAGGGGGGGUGGGAGGGGCCAGCUGUAGAGGAUGCUGGGGCAUUUGGGGUGGGAAGGUGGCAGAGAGGAAGGGGCACCUUUCUCAUCACUGUUGCCCUCCCCACCUGGGGGUACGUGCUCUCUUUGUGUCUCUGGGUCUUCCAGUUGUGCACAUUUUUAUGCCCUUGUAAAUAUGUUGUAGAAAGAAAGCAAAAGGCGCUGAACUAGACCCAGGAGGGACUAGGGAUCCGGUCUUAGCCUGUCUCUGAACCCCCACACUGCCUCUUACCCAUUCUCUGAGACGGAAGCCACCCAGCUUGUUCCCAUGGGCUAAAGGCUUCCGAGUGACUUAGAUUUCCUUGUGAGCAAGGUGCAGGUUGGUUCUUCCUCAGCAACUGGAUUCAUGCCCUUGACCAAGCUGUCUGCCUCCUGGUCCCUCUCCUGCCCCUUUGUCCCAGUGUCCUCUCUCCAUCCUGUCCUCACUCCCCUGGCUUAGGCAGGCAAGGGAAUUGGGCUCCGUUGGAAAAAACUCAACUAAAUUUUAAAAGAACCAUUUCCUGCUUGGCUCAUGGGUGCUAGGAGAGAUGGGUAUGUCUAAAAUGGGGUAGGUUGCAGUUGGAGAGAGCAAAUGUGCCUUGAGAGAUUUCAUGCAGGCCCAAGGGGUGUAGAAGGAGGCAUAGUGUGGGUGCUCAGGAAGGAGGAAGAGGGAGGUGAAGCUGAGGAGCAUGUGCCGGGGUGUUGUGACCGCCCCCCGUUAUUCUGCUGGGGCUGUGACCUCCCAUAGCAAGUGGGCACAUUUCUCUCCUCAUGCCAGCCUGCCUGGUUUUCGUGGACAGGCCACCCCCUCAGCCUUUCAUGAGCUCCAGCUGCUUCCAACUUCACCUAUGAGUAGGUCCAUUGGUAUAAAUGUGGGAGCCCUCCAUUCACCAGAGCCCAACCGCCCCGCCCCCCACCCUUGGGGAGAAGGAAAUGUCUGUAAUCUAUUGGCACCUGAUGGCGAGGCUGUGGGCUGGCAGAGGUCAAAGGGAAGAGACACUGGGGUUGCAGAAGGGGACUGGCGACAUCCCAAGGAAGUCCCGAGCAGAGCAAACUGCUUUAUAGCCUGAAGCCUACUUAAAUUGUGUUAUGUGCAAUAACUGAGCUUAGAGUACAGAAUUGUGUUCAAGUGCUUGGAUUUCCGUCUGUAUAUUUAAGUGCUGAAAUCGUAUCUCUCAGUAAAUCUAGAUGUCCUUUAAAAAAUUGAAAAACAAAGUGUUAGACCAUGUGUGUGCGUUGGUGGGCACCCAAGCGUCCCGUGGAUCACCCCCACCCUCUCCCUUUCCCCGGGCCCCCAUCUCCUGGCACCCCAGCCCCAUCUUCACUUGGGGACCCUGCCUCAUGUUGUCUUUAUCUGCCUAUUACUCAGCCUAAGGAAACAAGUACACUCCACACAUGCAUAAAGGAAAUCAAAUGUUAUUUUUAAGAAAACAGAAAAUAAAAACUUUAUAAACACCA
Molecule: messenger RNA, 5279 nt
Organism: Condylura cristata (star-nosed mole)
Lineage: Eukaryota; Metazoa; Chordata; Mammalia; Eulipotyphla; Talpidae
Gene: SPOCK2
Product: sparc/osteonectin, cwcv and kazal-like domains proteoglycan (testican) 2
Exons: 11
Coding region: 441-1715 (424 amino acids)
Molecular function (GO): calcium ion binding; protein binding
Source: RefSeq, a predicted model, not a curated record